Molecule: messenger RNA, 2260 nt
Organism: Musa acuminata AAA Group (dessert banana)
Lineage: Eukaryota; Viridiplantae; Streptophyta; Magnoliopsida; Zingiberales; Musaceae
Product: beta-fructofuranosidase, insoluble isoenzyme 3-like
Exons: 6
Coding region: 612-2144 (510 amino acids)
Biological process (GO): carbohydrate metabolic process
Molecular function (GO): hydrolase activity, hydrolyzing O-glycosyl compounds
Source: RefSeq, a predicted model, not a curated record
CAGCCUAGGCUUGCGCUACAAGCUCUUCACUCUUGUCCUCUAUUUGCUCUCACGGUUGCUUUCUUAAUAGACCCGCUCUCCUGUUGCUAAUGGUGGUGUGCGUCGUCCCAUGGUGCAUCAACCUUGCUUUCUGUCUUUUCUCUUGGUUCUCUCCCUGUUGCGAAUCUGUCCUUCCACUGUUGCUAAUGGUGGCGUCGUGCCAUCGGCCGAUGCUGCACGUAACCCGACGACAGCGUCCCCCACCGGCACGUUUUAAGGGGGGUUAAGCCUUCCCCCUAAUAAAGCCCAGUAAACUAAUGAGUGCUCUGUACUUCCUCUCACAAUAUUUAAGAGGCUAAACUGCAUGGCUUUCAUAAAACUUCCUCUGGAUUUGACCACUCUGAUUCCCUUCCAACCUUUUCGUACAUUCUCACAUAAUAUGUUUGAAUAUUAAUCAGAGCCUUGGAUUCUGCAACGGAAUCCCACCAAUCCUUUUGCAUGUUUCUAUUAGAUUUGUGCUUGUCCAAAUGCUGUCACUGAUUUUGUCAUUGUCUUGUCGUCUCCUCCAUGAUGCUACGCUAAUGGAUGUACCAUCAAAUGCACAAACCUGACGUCCAGAUCCAAAUGGGCCGAUGUACUACAAUGGCCUCUACCACCUCUUCUACCAGUACAACCCCAGUGGCUCGGUGUGGGGCAACAUCGUGUGGGCACACUCCGUCUCCACCGAUCUCAUCAACUGGGUAGCGCUCGAGCCGGCGAUCUACCCGUCGAAGCCCUUCGACAUCAAGGGUUGCUGGUCUGGCUCUGCAACCAUCCUUCCCGGCAACAGGCCCGUGAUACUGUACACUGGCCUCGACCCUCGUGAGAGACAAGUGCAGAACAUUGCGUACCCGAAGAAUCUCUCUGAUCCUUACCUCCGUGAGUGGGUGAAGCCCGACUUCAACCCUGUCAUUGCCCCGGACGAUGGGGUCAACGGCAGCGCCUUCCGUGACCCGACGACGGCGUGGCGUGGACCUAGUGGCCACUGGAAACUGGUGGUUGGCAGCAAGUGGAACAAGAGGGGCAAGGCGAUUCUGUACCGGAGUAGAGACUUCGUGCACUGGGUCAAGGCAAAGCACUCGCUCCACAGCGCCAGGGACACCGGCAUGUGGGAGUGCCCGGACUUCUACCCGGUGGCGUUGAAGGGGACGCGAGGCCUAGAUACGUCCGUGUAUGGCCAUGGCGUGAAGUAUGUGCUCAAGGUCAGCUUGGACAUCACGAGGUACGAGUACUACACGGUGGGGAAGUACUACCACGACAAGGACAAGUAUGUGCCCGACGCAACGUCGGCGGACGAUAACACCGGCUUGAGGUAUGAUUACGGCAACUUCUACGCUUCCAAGACCUUCUUCGACGGGAAGAAGCAGCGAAGGAUCCUGUGGGGGUGGGCCAACGAGUCGGACACCUCGGAUGUCGAUAAAGCUAAAGGUUGGGCGGGCAUUCAGAUGAUUCCAAGAACCAUUUUGCUCGACAGCAGCGGUCGACAGCUUGUGCAGUGGCCGAUCGAAGAGAUUGAAUCUCUCAGAGGCAAACACGUUGUUGUCGAGCACAAGAGGAUCCCAAGUGGUGGCUUCUUCGAAGUGACCGGGAUAGACUCUUCACAGGCGGAUGUAGAGGUGAGCUUUGAUGUCUCAGGCUUGGAGAAAGCUGAGGACUUCGAUCCUUCUUGGGCGACUGACGCCGAGGCACUCUGCGGCCGGAAGACAGCAGACGUGAAGGGUGGGGUUGGGCCAUUCGGAGUGCUGGUUUUGGCUUCAGCCAACAUGGAAGAGAAGACUGCUGUGUUCUUCAGGGUCUUCAAAGCUUACCACAAACAUGUAGUCCUCAUGUGUCAUGAUCCUACCAGGUCCUCACUGAGGGCAGGACUGUACAAGCCAACCUUUGCAGGCUUUGUCGAUGUCGAUAUAGCUAAAACUGGCAAGAUCUCCUUAAGGACCUUGAUUGAUAGCUCUGUGGUGGAGAGCUUUGGGGCCAAAGGCAAGACAUGCAUUACUUCCAGAGUUUAUCCCAGCUUGGCUAUCGGAGAAGAUGCCCACCUGUUCGUCUUCAACAAUGGAUCAACUGAUGUCAAAGUCUCCGAGUUGAAUGCAUGGGAGAUGAAGAAACCUCUGAUGAAUGGAGCAUAGUGAGACAAUCAUUGAAGUGUCCACUUCUACAAUAAGUUUUCGUAGCUUCAUGUCCACUGCAGUGUUAUCCUUGAAGGUUCUAAUUCCAGUUAUCCUUCAGAGUUUAUUGAAGUGCA